AUGGCUCUCAGCGUAGAUGAUGACGCCACCAUACCCACAUAUGGGCUGGUGAGUUACCGAAUUCUCAUCUGUACUAUCUACUCUUUGGUCUGUGCGGUGGGACUGCUGGGCAACUUCUUCGUGAUGUAUCUAAUCUGGGCAAAGAAAGCCACCGGCCUCACUGCCAUAGACAUCUUUGUCUUCUGCCUGGCCUUGAGCGAUUUCCAGUUCGCAUUUACCCUGCCUUUCUGGGCUGUGGAUGCCAUCAUGGAUUUCAGCUGGCCAUUUGGACAUCCGAUGUGUAAAAUCAUCCUGACUAUGACUGUCCUGAAUGUUUACAACAAUGUUUUUCUGCUGACUGCCAUGGCGGUAACCAGAUAUUGGUCGGUGGCAUCAGCGCUGAGUCUAAGGGGUCGGGUGUCCACCUUUGCUGCAAAAUGGAUAAGCUUUGCUCUUUGGUUAUUGGCCGUGGUGGCCACUGCCCCGACCAUGAUUUUUGCCAGUACCAACACAGUUCUAGGGGAUGAGCUUUGUCUUCUGAAGUUUCCCGGAAACAAAUGGCUGGCCACCUACCAUCUUCAGAGGGUCAUCAUUGCUUUCAUCAUACCACUGGUGGUGAUAUCUUCUUCUUACAUUAUGCUCUUGAACUUCUUGAGACAACAUAAAGUAAAUUCCAACAACCAACAUCGGCAGAGCAAGAUAACCAAUUCCGUCCAACUGGUGAUAAUUGUUUUCUUCGUUUGCUGGUUUCCCAACCACGCUGGCAUCUUUUGGGGGAUCCUCAUGAAGUAUGAAGUAGUUCAGUGGAGUGAUGCAUACUACUACUUCCAUACUUACGUCUUUCCGAUCACUCUAUGCCUUGCUCACAGCAACAGUUGCCUCAAUCCUAUUAUCUACUGUCUCAUGAGGAAGGAGUUUCGGAAAUCACUUAAAGCUUUGUUUUCGCAGGUAACAAGAAUGGCUGCUUCCUACUUGCCCAGAAGCAAGGACAAACAAAGAAACUCUGAUCAGGACACAUCAAUGCCCUUGUACCGGAAAUCCAGCUUUCCUCAAACAGUUAGUAAGGACUACCCCGUAGCUUCUAUGUCCACCAUAACCUUAAUUCCAGAGGUAACCAUAAAAGACCAAAAUCAACACAACGGGGAGCCUAAUCAACAGGAGACCUCGAUAGACCAGAUUGGUGACCUAUAG
Messenger RNA from Bufo bufo (common toad), 1170 nucleotides. RefSeq names its product relaxin family peptide/INSL5 receptor 4 (gene RXFP4). Gene Ontology annotation, cellular component: membrane. The record is from RefSeq and is a predicted model, not a curated record. Lineage: Eukaryota; Metazoa; Chordata; Amphibia; Anura; Bufonidae. The transcript has a single exon. Gene Ontology annotation, biological process: immune response; G protein-coupled receptor signaling pathway. Gene Ontology annotation, molecular function: G protein-coupled receptor activity. The coding region runs from base 1 to 1170 and encodes 389 amino acids.